Fusarium poae is the source of this 441-nucleotide messenger RNA. It is a transcript of the gene RPS12, whose product is annotated as 40S ribosomal protein S12. The record is from RefSeq and is a predicted model, not a curated record. Gene Ontology annotation, cellular component: ribosome; cytosolic small ribosomal subunit. Lineage: Eukaryota; Fungi; Ascomycota; Sordariomycetes; Hypocreales; Nectriaceae. The transcript has 3 exons. Gene Ontology annotation, molecular function: structural constituent of ribosome. Gene Ontology annotation, biological process: translation. The coding region runs from base 1 to 441 and encodes 146 amino acids.
AUGUCGGACGUAGAAGACAACACCCCCGAGGUCGCCGAUGUUGUUGAGGUUUCCGGCGAUGCCCCCAAGGGCCAGAUGUCCAUUCUCGAUGCUCUCAAGGGUGUCCUGAAGCUCUCUCUCAUGCACGAUGGUCUUGCCCGUGGUCUCCGUGAGGCUUCCAAGGCUCUUGACCGUCGCCAGGCUCACAUGUGUGUCCUGAACGAGAACUGCGAGGAGGAGGCCUACAAGAAGCUUGUUGUCGCUCUCUGCAACGAGCACAACAUCCCUCUCAUCCAGAUCCCCGACGGCAAGCAGCUCGGCGAGUGGGCCGGUCUCUGCGUUCUCGACCGUGAGGGUAACGCUCGCAAGGUCGUCAACUGCUCUUGCGUCGUUGUUAAGGACUGGGGUGAGGAGUCUCAGGAGCGAUCUAUCCUCCUGAACUACUUCCAGACCGAGCAGUAA